UCAAGCAUUAAGUCCGCCAUUUGAACAUUUCACUUUAAGCUGUUAACACACUUCCGGGCCGUGCCCGGGAUGGCCAUCCACACGCAUUCCCGCAAGAGAGACUGAGAAGAAAAUAUCUCUUUCCUGCCCCCCGCCCGUUAGUCGACUGCGUUAAUUUGAGGCGCAUGGACGUCACAAUUGUUCACUUUUUAUUUUCUACCUAUUAAUAAAUAAUAUUAUGUAAUUGUGUUACCUAUCGAUAGUUUCUUAUCGUGUAUAAUAAAAUUAAUUAAUAACCGGUUGCGCGCGCGUGUGUGUGUGUUUACUCAAUUUUUACAAUGAGCGCUUUAAAAGAAUAUAAUUUAAACGAAAUAUUACACAAUGUUGCUCAGUCUUGUGAUCUCUUAGAAUGGCACUAUUCUAUGCGUGAUUUUGAGAGUAUCGGGCAAAAUUAUUUCGGUGAUUUAGUGCCUUUGUAUUUAAUAGGCAGGGAUUGCACCGAGAAAGAGGUUAAGUUAUCGUUGGUACUGAAAUUGGCUCCCACUGAUAAGAGAUUUCGUCUCAGUGAUGCGGUCACGCGCAUGUUUGACCGAGAAAUGUUUGUAUACAGUGUAGUAAUGAGUAAAUAUAGAGAGAUACAGAAAAAAAUAUCUCGCGAUCACUUUGUGAUACCUACAUGUUACUAUAUACGCCCAACUUAUUGUGAAGAGGUCAUAGUAUUGCAAGAUAUGCGUGAAGAUGGGUACAGACCGUAUACUAGGCAGCCAUUUUUGGAUUUAGAUCACACUAUUGUAUCACUCAAAUCGUUAGCAAAAUUCCAUGCAUUGUCGUUCAUGUUACAACAAAUCGAUGGGAAACUAUACACUGAGAUUGAACAGAAAUGUGUACCUCUAAACGAUUUGACUGAUAAAAGGUUUAUGGAAGUGAUAAAUGACAGACUUUCAAAGGCAAUGGAGAAGUUUGCUGAUACAGAAUAUGUAACAGUGUUGUCGAUUUUACAGCAAAACUGUUCCAAAUAUAUAAAACAGACUGCAGAAAAUACCGCAGCAACUUGCAUUUGCCAUGGUGACAUGUGGAAAGAAAACAUUCUGUUUAAAUACAGUGAAUCGGAACCUGUAGAAGCUUGUAUUAUUGACUAUCAGACCACUCGUACCUGCAGCCUGGCUUAUGAUGUUCUCUACCUUAUAACAAGUAGUACUGAAUCGACUUUGAGAAGGCAACAUUUCCGACAACUCUUAGACACUUACUAUGAAACGUUUGACAAUUAUAUCAAGAGUGCUGGAUAUGACACCAAAGUAUUAUACACUAGGACUUCAUUCGAUAAUGAUUUGAAAUUGGUGGCGCCGGCAUGCCUCAUUGUGGCUAAUACUGCUUUAUGGUUGUCCAACGGCUUGCAGCAGGAAGGGCACGUCCGAAGUAAAAAUAUACUCUCCACACCUGAAGAAAUGUCAGUUGCUGUGCAGAAAUAUAAAUCAAUAGUAAAAGAUAUCAUGGAUGAUUUCUUUAUGUAUGGAUACUUGAAUGUUUAAUUAAUUCAAUUUGGUUGUUUUUCCUAAAUACAGUAAAUCGUGUUCACGACGUUACGUUUAGUACUUGUAUUGUUUGUAAUAAGUUCUCAUUAAUUAUUUUAAUCCGGUAUAAAUGUUUUAUUUGAAUAAAAUGUAGAUUCCUUUAAACCGUGUUUUGGGUUUUACUAUUCUUUUGUACGCGUCUGGCAAGAUUAAAAACGCGACCAAAUGUCUCUAUA
Messenger RNA from Leguminivora glycinivorella, 1726 nucleotides. RefSeq lists its product as uncharacterized. Lineage: Eukaryota; Metazoa; Arthropoda; Insecta; Lepidoptera; Tortricidae. The transcript is spliced from 2 exons. Bases 318 to 1508 code for a protein of 396 amino acids. The record is from RefSeq and is a predicted model, not a curated record.